AUGUCCAAGGACGACGUGGGCUGCAAGCUGACCUCCGUCUACAAACACAAGGAGAGGAAGCCCAAAAAGCCCCACUACAUCCCGAGACCAUGGGGCAAACCCUACAACUACAAGUGUUUCCAGUGCCCCUUCACGUGCAUGGAGAAAUCCCACCUCUACAACCACAUGAAGUACAGCCUGUGCAAGAACUCCCUCUCCCUCCUCAUCGAGUCUGACUGGCCCUACAAGAAGGGCAACCUGCUUCACCCAGAGCUGCGGCUCCUGCAUGCCACCGAGGCCAUGCGGCUGCGCGGGCGGCAGGACGAGCCAGAGACCUGCGACUCCUCGGCCACGUCGGGAGGGUCGGGCAGGAUCAAGCAGACCCCUGGCAGGGUUGGCCACGAGGAGAAAUCGGCAUCAGGAGUGGAGAUCCUGCCUGCUGAAGGGGCUGGGGAAGAAGGCAGCCCGUUCCAAGAGGAGGAGGAGGAUGUGGCUGGCCUCUUGAGGCAGAUGGAUGCAGGGGAAAAGAAGGAGAAAAAUGAAGAGGCAGGUUGCCAAGGUGAUCCGGCUGAACCAGAAGUGAACACUUUGGUCUUUGGCUUCAAGAACAAGAGAGAUAAGCCUUGCAAGGAGGUGGAGCCUGACUUCAUCAUCACAGAUGUCUUCUCUCUCAAGAACCAUGUCAUGAAAAGCAGAGAAAUGGCCUCCCCAGACCUAGAAGCUAAGCCAAAGCAUUGCAGAGUGCCAAAGAAAUGCCUGGCCAGUGGUGGGAUCCUCAUGGAGCAGUGGAAACUGGUGGCAAAUGGGCAAAGGAGGAGCACACCUGAGGUCUCCCCGCCUUGUACCGACAGCAACAUCAUCCCAUGCUAUCCACCUCCAGCCUACAGUGACUACCACGAACCUCAGGGCCUCAACCUCUCACUGCUGGGCAUCAACUAUCCCCUGAACCCCAACCUAUUCUCCUACCUGAGCCCCACCAUGGCCAACAGUGCGACAACACACCCGCACUUGGCUCAGCUGCCAUUCCUGGCCUCCACGGCCCAGUUGAUGCACCCACAUGCUUCCCACUUCCAGCCCCUGCAGAGCCCUGAGCGCUCUGCCUUUCUGCCUCGCUUCUACUACCCUUUGCUCUUUGAGCACACCUUCAGCUCUACUGAAGGCAAGAUGUCAUCCAGCAAGCCGGAGGCCCAGCAUCUGGUGGGCUCGGUCAUGCCCACACCUCCCCAAGCCAAGACCCCCAGUGAGCCAUCCAAACCAGGGCUGCUGAAGGUACCGGUGCUGAAACCGAGUUUUCCUUGGCCCAAAAGUGGUAGAGAGGAGCCAGCCCUUGAGCUCAGCCAUGGACACGUGCUGGGGCAGGAAGAAGACAAGUGGCUGUCCCAAGAGAAGGAGAGCAACCCAGACCUGGGCCUCAACAACUUGCGCAAAAAGCCAACCGCUGACAUCUUCCAAAACCUGGUGGGGAUGAAGGAUGGCACUUUUGCCCCCAGCAGCAUCCAGAAGGCAGAGUUGACAGCAGUGACCUGCCUGGAGACCGGCAGUCCCACAGGCAAUAACCUGAAGAGGAAGCUCCCUUCCAAUGAUCUGGAUUUGAUAGGAUCUGAAAUGCUGAUGCCUGGAAAAGUCAGUUAUCAGAGCAGUGGUUCGAGGGCCAAUGCUGGCCACAUCCCCAGGGCUCUGGAUCACUGGCAUGUGGAUGUCCUGGCGGGCUGGCCUGAGGAACCUGAGAGGGGCAAAGACCCUGAAGGCCUGCCCUGUGCAGGUGCUGCACCUGAGCACGGCCUCUGCAAACAGAGCAGACCGCAAGAACCUGCUGCCACCAUGACAGACUCUGAGGCUACAACCGUGCUUAUUGGGGACCUGUCCAAAACCUUAGAGGAGUACCAGGAGGUAGAGAAGAAACUGUCUGAUCUGGCGAAGGAAGACACUCCUGGGCAAAAAGAGCUGAGGGACCAGCUAGUCAAAAUCCGAAGGGAGCUCUACCACAUCCACCAGGCUUUGGAGAAAGCCUCCAAACCCCACGAGGGGCCCCUGGACCUCUCGGUGAAGAGAUCCUCCGAGGGCCUGGAGAAGUGCCCGCAGGCCAAGAAAGAAACGUGCAGUGUGGGCCUGGGAAUGGAGAAGCUCCACGGCAAAGACCAAGGGGCCCUCAAGAAAUGUUCGGCCCCAGCCGAGUCUGGAGAUGAGGAGGGGUUGCCAAGCUGCCUCCUGGAGUCCGAGAACAAAACCAUCGACCUGCUGAUCAAGAUGAGCCACUCUGAGAGCCUCCGGGCAUCCUCCUCCGAGCCCCACCUGGGUGCCGUGAUCAAGGCGGAGGUGCUGCCCCUCGCCAUGCCGCUGGAGCUGCGGCACGUCAUGGAGCCCUACUACAGCCGCACCACCAAAUGCGAGGCGGACUCCAGCGUCCUGCUGUGCUCUGAUGGCAGAUCCAGCACCACCCAGGGCCCUCCGCUCCCCGUCACCCCCGAGGACGGGCCACUGGGCUGCCGGGCCGUGCAGCGCUCCCUGUCCUGCAGCCUUCCCACUGAGACAGACACGGUGUGUGUCCACAGCCCUUUGCAUGCCGACCCCUAA
Molecule: messenger RNA, 2553 nt
Organism: Phasianus colchicus (ring-necked pheasant)
Lineage: Eukaryota; Metazoa; Chordata; Aves; Galliformes; Phasianidae
Gene: PRR35
Product: proline rich 35
Source: RefSeq, a predicted model, not a curated record